AUGCAACUUCAAGAACUAAAUGCUCGUUUCACUGAGGCAAAUAGUGAGUUGUCACUUUGUGUGGCAUGUUUAAAUCCAUCCAACUGCUUCAAUGAUUUUAAAUUGAUUCGUCUUGCCGAGUUUUAUCCGAACGAAUUUUCUCCGGUAGAGCUCAUGGUUCUUUUUGAUCAACUUGAUUCAUAUAUCUUUGAUGUGCAAUCGAAUGAGGAUUUUUCGAGGUUGAAUGGACUUACUGAUCUUUCUAAGAAAAUGGUAGAGACCGGGAGAGAUAAACUAUAUCCUUUAGUUUACUUGCUCUUGAAAUUGGCAUUGAUCUUACCGGUUGCAACUGCUACUGUUGAAAGAGUGUUUUCUGCGAUGAACAUUGUGAAGAAUCGACUACGGAAUCGAAUGAAUGAUCAGUGGUUGAAUAAAAGUUUGGUGGUGUACAUAGAAAGAGAUGUUUUUGAUGGGAUUGAGAACGAUACAAUCAUGCAAAACUUUCAGAAUAUGAAAACCCGUCGUGGUCAAUUGUAAUAACUUUUAGGAAGUAAUCUAUGCUUUUGUGUGCUUAUGUAUGAAAUCUUUUAGAAUGUUUUAAGCUCGAAGUUUUGUGGUUAAUGAAGAAUGUUUAAACAUUUCAUCU
Messenger RNA from Rhododendron vialii, 625 nucleotides. RefSeq lists its product as uncharacterized. Bases 1 to 516 code for a protein of 171 amino acids. The transcript has a single exon. The record is from RefSeq and is a predicted model, not a curated record. NCBI's taxonomy places the organism in Eukaryota, Viridiplantae, Streptophyta, Magnoliopsida, Ericales, Ericaceae. Gene Ontology annotation, molecular function: protein dimerization activity.